This is a messenger RNA of Suillus plorans, 1404 nucleotides long. RefSeq lists its product as uncharacterized. The record is from RefSeq and is a predicted model, not a curated record. NCBI's taxonomy places the organism in Eukaryota, Fungi, Basidiomycota, Agaricomycetes, Boletales, Suillaceae. Bases 1 to 1404 code for a protein of 467 amino acids. The transcript is spliced from 4 exons.
AUGCCGCUUACAAGCGAGGAACUAGCUACACUUACCAAGGACACGCCCACCAACUUGCCGCUCCUUCCAGGGUUCAUCACCCAUUCCUCACUCCCUGACCCUCCCACUCGCACACCAUCACCCCACCCGUCUGAAGCCUUGACCCCUAAUCAAACCUCACCAAGUGCCAACUGUGCAGGGCCGCUUCGUGAGGGGAAUUCAUCCACCUGGGCAGCACGCAAUCCCACACGACCUGUUAUUCGUCCUCAGACGCCACCACCUCGGCUGACGGAUGCACAAAAAGCAUCCCGGAAGAUCAAGAGGGACCAGAAGAGGGAGGCGACAAAAAGCUUACAUGAUGGUAUCUCUGAGUACCUCGACGAGCAGAGGGUGAAAAUAGAGGUGCUCACCCGAACUCACAAUGUCACCCCAAAACACAUCAAUGACAUCAUCAGCGUCCACACGAAUUACCACAACUCCUGCAAGCCCCAGUUGAUCAACGCGCUUAUUCAUGCGAAGGCAAAGGAACUAAACGCCGGGUCCCGUUACACGUUGGCUGAGCUCCGUGAAAUGGUCACAAAUGACCCUCAAAUGAACAAAUUGACGAAAGAAGAAAAGGCCUCUUACAUAGAGGCCCUCAAUGAGCAUCGCGACAAGAAGGCACUUGGUGUUCGUGCGAAUAAUUCCGCAGCUGCGCGAGAUGUGGUAGCCACAACAGAAAGACUCAUGAAAGAGCUGGAUGACCUACGUGUUCGGACUGGCAUCUAUGCGACAUUAUUUGUCGUUCGUGGUCACAUCAAUGGCACGAUCCAAAGCACCAUGCAUGGCACCGACAAUACAGAAGACUUUUGGGAAGACAUUUACAAGCAUCCAAUGGCAGAUUUUCUGCGUCAAUAUGAACAAUGGGCAUGCACACAGAAUCAGAUGAUUGUGUUGUUUUGCAUGUGCUGGCCCCAUCUGACACUGUUUUCAGUUGCAGUGACCGGUAAAAAGGAUAUCGCCAUGAACUACCAUAACUACGAAACCACGAUCGUCGAAACUUAUGGAGUGCGCCUUGUAGGAUGGCCCCACGGGGUCAACUUCAUUAGUCCUUCGAACAUUGGAACAGUUGGCGACAUUCGGAAGCUUCGAGAUGCACUCAAGAGUCGUAUCUGCUACUGGACAGUUCUCUCGCCAGCAGAAGUUAAAUCCCACGCAGCUGAACUCAACACGUGCCGUUUAGCUGGCAAAAUUGUUCGCAAGCCACGCAAGAAGUGUUUGGACUCUGGAGUGCCUCGAAAGCGCAAGGCACCGGCUACCGCAGGACAGGCUGGCCAGGAAAAUCAGAGGGUGUCAAAGAAGGCGAAAAGAACCACUCCACAGCUUCGCCAAGCCCCCAAGAGCUCUGAAGUUGUUGAGUCAUCUGACGGACUUGAAGAUGAGUAA